GAAGAAGAAGCUGCCGCUCUUCGCGAAAUGCAUGCUAAGGUCGAGAAGGAAAUUGGCUCCGUUCAAGAUCCUGCUGCUGUAGCUGCUUCUCAGGAAAACAGGGAGGAGGCAGAUGCUCGAUCUGUUUUUGUCGGCAAUGGUCGUUGUUAUUACCCAAGUCCUAUAAUUAGCGCUGGAUGCUAACAUUGUAUUUUGUGGGUGGGCCAUCAGUGUUUUUAUGCUUGUAGUACAGGGGGGAAAGAAUGUAUGUUGUUCUUAUGUAAUUUAAUAAGAUAUCACAUGAAAGAAUAGAAAGUAGAAAAGAUUGAGAAGCAAAACUUUUAAGUUUAUGAAAAGAAAAAGAAAUUACAAAAGAAAAAAUAGAAUGAAGUUGAAAAAAGGAAAAAAAAAAAAGAAAGAAAAAAAAAAAGAAAAGAAAAAGAAAAAAAGAAAAGAAAAAUAAUGAACAUUUUGAGGAAUCUGUGAAUGGCAUCUAUCACGAGCAUGGCAGAAACUAGUACAGCUGAAGGUAGUAUGUGUUAAAGAUGAUUCAACUUCACAACUGGAGGAGACAGCUUGUGGUUCUUUUUGAAGAAUUUUGUGUUGAUUAUGCAUGCACACCAGAGGAAGUGCAGCAACACUUUCAGUCAUGCGGUACAGUGAACAGGGUCACUAUCCUGACAGACAAGUUUGGUCAGCCUAAAGGUUUUGCUUAUGUGGAAUUUGUUGAAACUGAAGCUGUUCAAGAGGCUCUCCUGUUAACUGAAUCUGAAUUGCAUGGACGUCAAUUGAAAGUUCUGCCUAAGAGGACUAAUGUCCCUGGAAUGAAACAAUACCGUCCUAGGCGAUUCAAUCCUUACAUGGCAUAUGGCUUCAGGAGGCCUUAUGCUCCUCCUUACAUGUACUCCCCUUAUGGAUUUGGGAAGGCUCCUAGGUUUAGAAGGCCAAAUCGUUACAUGCCAUAUUAUUAGAUGUUCAUAUGGAAUGGUGUUCAAGAUUUGGCGAUAGUGUGUCCUGGAGUAGUAAUAUUUAAAUCCGGGAAGCAUUCAUCUAUACUAUUCAUCAGCAUAAUAUACACUGUGAUCAAGAACAGUUAUUGUCCGUUUGUCCUAUGAUGUUAUUGUCUUGUACUUUUCUUGCCCAGUUUCUGGAAGAUGGUUUAUAAUUGCCUUUGAAUUUAUGUUAGUGGCCGUAUGCUACAGCAAGGUCAGUUUUUAAUUUAUACUGGCCGAAGAUAUAUGCUGCAGUAAACUCAUCCGGCCUCAUUAACUGUUCAAUGUUACCAAAACUUGAUUAUAUGCUUGUUGGUGAAAUUUAUAUCAUGGGAUCAGAAUUGGAAUAGUA
Molecule: messenger RNA, 1323 nt
Organism: Trifolium pratense (red clover)
Lineage: Eukaryota; Viridiplantae; Streptophyta; Magnoliopsida; Fabales; Fabaceae
Product: polyadenylate-binding protein 2
Exons: 6
Coding region: 525-950 (141 amino acids)
Molecular function (GO): RNA binding
Source: RefSeq, a predicted model, not a curated record